Molecule: messenger RNA, 2459 nt
Organism: Cladocopium goreaui
Lineage: Eukaryota; Dinophyceae; Suessiales; Symbiodiniaceae
Source: the annotation of a GenBank genome assembly
CAAUCCUCCGAUGUUUGACCGGAAACGGUGAUGUUCCAGUGCGCAAGCGGCUAAAAGGACCGUUCAACGACCGGUGCUGAUAGUUCCACCUGCCAUGUCGAGCGACAGCGACGCGGACACGGCGGACACGGACGUCGAGGCGACCAUCGACUCGGUGAACGUGACGCAUCGGCUUCACGCCACGCGGACACCCUUCAUCACCUCAUGUUGUGUGGAACUGGCGUUUUGCGCCUUGAUGACAUCUUGGAUGUCGGACGAUGAACACUACACAGUCUUCUUUCGACUUCAUUCGGAAACCAUUGGCAGUAAGAAGAUCAUCGUCUUUGUUUGGGCGGUUUUUGCAGUUUCCGCUAUGGUGAGAUUUUGGUGUUUGUGUUUGACAGCUAAAAGUAGCCUUGCUCGAAAUGCAGGGAGGUGGCUGACGGUGAUAUACAUGUUCUUUGGAACUGUGAAUUGGCUUCUGUACUUGACUGCGUAUUAUGUUGCACAUGACAAUGCAAGCAACCCUGCAAAAAGCCAUAGAGUCAACAUCGACCUGCGGAAUGCUCACUUCCUGUCGGCCAGUGUGAAGAAGUGCUUGCUGGAGCACAACUGGAGCUACGAAGACUGUGAUAUUCACGUUGAAGGUGUUUGCACCAUGCCAUACAACAGCACCGCAGAGUAUGCCAAUGGAGACUGUGUGACCACGGUUGAUGUGGCUGGAAUUCCCUGCUGCAUUACGGAAAUGCUGAAGCUCGAAAAACCGCACCUCACGGUGCUUAGGAAGGAUAUCCCAGUAAGCAUCGUCUUUAUGUUGAUCAAAUGGAUGUCUAUCCUAUUGGUUGGAUGGGUGUUGCGUCAUGGGUAUUUUGCUGCAGGGGUGGGAACAGGAGAGUUCUCAGAAACAGCGUAUCUUGACAUUUUGGAUGCGGUGAUCUUUAGCGAGAACCUCAAUGAGGACCUUGUUCGCUGCCCUGGGUAUGGUAUCUCACGCACUGGUCGCCCACAAGAGCAAAACGUUUGGCCGUACUACUAUUUGUAUGCAACCUUUGCCACUGCCUUCACAACUGUUCUAUUCUCCCAAAUGCUCUACACACUCUUGGCUCCCAGAAAGGAAAAGGAGACCAGUUGUUGCGGUGGUGAGGAAGAUGUCUCCCCAGAAGUCAUCAAGCAAACAGUCCAAACAGUCCAAACAGUCCAAACAGUCCAGGUCCAAACCACCUCUCCCUUUGAUUCAAGAAGUUCCCUCCUUCGCUUGGGUGGCACCAUGCGUCCAGGUAGAGUCCUGGGGCGGGAGGUGUCCAACGUUCCCGGGAGGUAUCGGGUGCAGUUUGAGGAUGACUUAGAGCCAAAGGAGAUGGUGGUGUCCAUUGAUGCUUUGGCUUCCGCCCAUGGAAUGAUGACAAUGAAGGGAGUGCAACAAGACCUCCGCGAGGCAGCAAAGCAAGGCUGCGGCGGAUGGUUCAGGGCCAGAGAACUCUGUGAGGGAGCCCAUGCUGAGCGGUUUGAAAAAAAGGCACAGUUGCUGGAUGCCUUUCGUUCUUUGUUGUGCCUUCAAGUGCCAUUCUUGUUGUGGCGCCUCUAUUUCGAUGCCUUUACAGUGGAUCUGAUUCAAUUUGCAGGGCGGAGUUUGUUGAUUGCAAAGAAUGUCAUUUGGGCUUUGUACGAUUCGGUGAUCAUCGCUGCUUGCUUGAACAAAGAUGCCACAAUCUUCGGUGUAAAGCCAAUGGCAGUAUUCAGCAUGGCUGCGGAUACGAGAUUUGGGAAGUUGUGGGUUGGCCCCAGUGGAAUCGUGGCAAUGCUUGCCGAAUUCGGUGGAAUUCUUCGCAAAAACAACUUGACACAGCAAACUGAGCAGUUGCAGAAGUAUAAGGAAUGGCUCCUUGCCGAGAAGGACUGUGCCAGCUCAAGCAACCGAGAGAUUUGCGAAGCAUUCGACGACAAGCUACAAGAUGUUCAACUUGAGUUGGCUGUGGUGGAAGAGAAGCUUCAGUUCACCUUCCCAUGAGACCGAACUGAUUCCGAACUAGGAGAAUUGAUUCAGAUUUCUUCGGUAUGUCAAAAUGGGAGAUACCGAGAUACCUUAGAUACUGCUUUUCCCUUAUUGAGAUAGAGCCAUUUUGAUUCCAAAGGUGGAUCCAUUGAUACAUGAUACCUUGACACCGGUCAAGUCCAGGGCGAUAUCAUCAUGGUUAACGGAUGAAUAUGAACAAGCAAAUGUGAGCUUGCUGAAUCAAAAUCAAGUGAACAUUCCUUCCUUGCAGCCAACCUCUGCUAAGGGAUUUGCACAAAAGUCAUGAUCAUAGACAGAGAGGGACACUGCCCCGUUUUCGGCAUCCCAAGCCUUUCCCAAGCCUAUUUCUUCCAUUGUUCUGAGCCAUUUCCUGAGGCAAAGAAGCGGACCCCCGGAAAGUCGUUCACCCUUAGUGACUUGCAACUGAAAAGCAGUUGGUAUGGUCGAUGAGUGGUCGACACGCUCG